UACUACUAAACUACUAAAGAUUUCAUGCAGCAUUACUACUAAACUACUAAAGAUUUUAUGCAGCAUUACUACUAAACUACUAAAGAUUCUAUGCAGCAUUACUACUAAACUACUAAAGAUUUCAUGCAGCAUUACUACUAAACUACUAAAGAUUUUAUGCAGCAUUACUACUAAACUACUAAAGAUUUCAUGCAGCAUUACUACUAAACUACUAAAGAUUUCAUGCAGCAUUACUACUAAACUACUAAAGAUUUUAUGCAGCCUUACUACUAAAGAUUUUACUCAGCAUUACUAAAGAACAGGAAAUUGGAUUGAGAAAAUAUGGAAGUAUUACGAUCGAAUCUGGAAAAGUAUGGGCAACAACAUUUGCUACAAUUUUGGAACCAGUUAAAUAACGAACGACAACAGAUGUUGUUAAAUGACAUCCUCAGUAUAGACUUUGAAGACGUGUUAUCAUCUUACGAACAAACGUGCAGGAUUACUAAUAAUAAUGGUGAAAAAUUGGAUAAUUUAAUACAACCCAUUCCUACCGAAAAUCAUGGAAUUUUUUCUAUUACACCCGAUACUAAAAUACAAGAAUAUAGACUCGAAGGUCUCAAUCAGAUCAGUAAUAAUCGUGUAGCGGUGCUUCUGUUAGCCGGAGGACAAGGAACCAGGUUGGGUGUAAGUCAUCCCAAAGGAAUGUACGAUGUGGGAUUACCGUCUCGUAAAUCACUCUAUCAACUUCAGGGUGAAAGAAUCUACAAAUUGCAAAAGUUGGCCCACGAACAAACGGGAAGAAAAGGAAAAAUACCAUGGUAUAUCAUGACGAGCGAACAUACAAUCGAACCAACUAUGGAUUUUUUCGAUCAUCAUAAUUAUUUCGGUUUAAAUAAAGAAGAUAUUAUUAUGUUCGAACAGAAUAUGUUGCCAUGCUUUACGUUCGAUGGAAAAAUUAUAUUAGAAAAACCGUGGAAAAUAUCAAAAUCUCCUGAUGGAAACGGAGGUCUUUAUAGGGCUUUGAAACGUAAAGGCAUAUUAGAAGAUAUGGAAAGGCGUGGAAUAGAACAUAUUCACGUUUAUUGUGUUGAUAAUAUAUUAGUAAAAAUGGCCGAUCCAGUUUUCAUCGGUUAUUGCAUCUCUAAAGGAGCAAACUGUGCUGCUAAGGUAGUUGAAAAGGUAGAACCAACAGAAUCUGUAGGAGUCGUAUGCCGAGUAAAUGGUAAAUAUAAAGUAGUAGAAUAUAGCGAAAUAUCUCUAGAAACGGCACAGUUGAGAAAUCCUAACGGAAGAUUAACAUUCAACGCUGGAAAUAUCUGCAAUCAUUAUUUCACUUUUGAUUUUCUAAAAAGAGUAGUCAAUGCAAAGGAAUUAAAGCAUCACGUGGCUAACAAGAAAAUCCCUUACGUGGACGAAAAUGGUCACGAAAUAAAACCGACCAAACCAAAUGGAAUCAAAUUGGAAAAAUUUGUUUUCGAUGUUUUCGAGUUAUCGGACCGAUUUGUUGUUUGGGAAGUUAUAAGAAAAGACGAGUUUUCUCCAUUGAAAAAUAGUAAAGAUGUGGCUAACGAUUCACCAAUUUCUGCUAGACAAGAUCUUUUCGAUUUGCAUAUGCGUUACGUCUUGAAUGCGGGAGGUAGAUUCGAUUCUAAGAACAUGGAUCUCAUCUCAAAUGAUCUUGCAAAGAAGAUCGUUUGCGAAAUUUCUCCUUUGGUAUCUUACGAUGGAGAAGGUUUAGAAGAGUUAGUCAAAGGAAAAACAUUCAUUCUUCCUCUUCUUAUACAGAGCACCGAAGAACAACAAACUUCUUUCCAAACUGCUACAAAUGGUCAUCGCCAAGAUUAA
Centruroides sculpturatus (bark scorpion) is the source of this 1824-nucleotide messenger RNA. RefSeq names its product UDP-N-acetylhexosamine pyrophosphorylase-like. The record is from RefSeq and is a predicted model, not a curated record. The transcript has 10 exons. Gene Ontology annotation, biological process: UDP-N-acetylglucosamine biosynthetic process. The coding region runs from base 322 to 1824 and encodes 500 amino acids. Gene Ontology annotation, molecular function: UDP-N-acetylglucosamine diphosphorylase activity. Lineage: Eukaryota; Metazoa; Arthropoda; Arachnida; Scorpiones; Buthidae.